UUUUAAAGUGUUUAUUCACUCGCAUUCGUAAAAUGAACCAGUUCAUUCGAUUAAAAUUUUGACAGAUCGGCGGGUUGUUUUUAUUCUGCAAAAUGGCAUCUUUCGUCGCUGCGAGUCGAGCAGCUCUUAAAUUUCUCCAGCUACCAUCGAGUGGACUCCUUGCGCCGUGCCUGCAAAAUGCGGCCAUCCUCAACCAGCCGCAGGUCCGGCACCGGCGUACAAAACAUUGGGAUCCAAAGUGGAAACGAUUGCGUAAAGCAAAGGUCGUUAAGAUCGAUAUUCCAAACUUGAACGAAAAAGCCGAGGAUCUAUCGCAGGAGCAGAUGAAGACCCGCAUGAAGGAGCGAGGCAUCAUGCCACCCCGUCCGUGGCUCGAACGCCCGUUCUACAUCAGCUGCACCGGUGGUGUUUUCGAACCGUACGUUCCGCCAGAGGGCGAUGGGCGUAUGUCAUUGGUUUCACGCGAAGGCGCCAAGCAGAAGAUCGAACAGCUGGAAAAGAAAACCAAAUCUAUGAUGGCCAUUCGCAAGAUCCGCAGCUACGAUGAAGAUUUCGAACCACCGGAGUUCGCUACAUUGGCCCAGGAUCUCUACAUACAGGCACACCGGACGUUGUGCGAAAAGAACAAGUACAAGCUGCGCGAAAUCGUUACCGAGCGAGCCUAUCCGGAGCUGAUGCACAACGUGGCGGACAAGACGAUCCAUUGGCAGUUUUUGAAAUCACUUGAACCACCGCGAGUCGUCCAUGCACGCUGCACGGAUGUGAUUACGAAGGAAAACAUCUUUGCUCAGGUGACGGUACGGUUCCAUAGUCAGCAAACGCUGGCUAUCUACGAUCGCUUCGGUCGGCUGAUGCAUGGUAGCGAAACAUUGGCCAAGGAUUGCCUGGAGUAUGUGGUGUUCGAGAAACAUCUGGCCAACGAGUAUGGUGUCUGGAGGCUGCACGAAAAGAUCGUACCGGACUGGAUGCCACCAAAGGCGCCAGCAUUUAUCACCUACCGGGUGGAUGACGAGCCGGCGCCGGUGGAAACAGUGGCUGAAGAAACUAAAGAAGCCGUGCCGGUCAAUGAAAGUCCCAAAGCAGAGGUGGCAGCAACGGCAUAAAAUACGACGCUGGUUUCGUUACGCAUGGUGCAUUAUUUUUAGUCGUAAUAAAUACAUUUAUUGGAAACCU
Messenger RNA from Anopheles coustani, 1173 nucleotides. It is a transcript of the gene mRpL45, whose product is annotated as large ribosomal subunit protein mL45. Bases 93 to 1103 code for a protein of 336 amino acids. Gene Ontology annotation, cellular component: mitochondrion. Lineage: Eukaryota; Metazoa; Arthropoda; Insecta; Diptera; Culicidae. The record is from RefSeq and is a predicted model, not a curated record. The transcript is spliced from 2 exons.